Molecule: messenger RNA, 5485 nt
Organism: Gadus chalcogrammus (walleye pollock)
Lineage: Eukaryota; Metazoa; Chordata; Actinopteri; Gadiformes; Gadidae
Product: THAP domain-containing protein 6-like
Exons: 6
Coding region: 331-1146 (271 amino acids)
Source: RefSeq, a predicted model, not a curated record
UGACAAGGACCGCAAAGCGAAACUAUGAUUGAACUAAAGUUUGUGUUCACGAUGAUGAAGACCUGAGAUUACUUCCGACGACGUCAUCAGCCUGAGACCUCGCUACGUCGUUUAUACCUUCUGACGCCUUCAAAACGGUCGGAGUUUCGGUCCUUAUGGUGCGUUCACAUCGCUGGAAAUUAUGGGGAAAACAUUUUCUCUUCGUCGGAAAGUUCGCUUGAACGACACAUUAGGCUUGUUAUUGAUGACGCAUGCGGCUUCGUUUGCCAUGCGUCAGAAUGCAAUCUGGGAUUUAAAACGUCAGAAAUCAGUCUACAUCUUAUAUCAUACAUGCAGCAUUGGAUGCUGGGACGCGAGAAAUGCGGCCGCCAUCUUGAAGUGGGGAACCUGGAGCAGGUUCAUGGCAGCCACAGCGUCUACAGCAGAAACAGGAUGCCGGGGUGGUGUUCAGCAUAUUCCUGCUCAAAUGAGCGGACCGUCAACAAUAGGAAUCGGGGGAUUACUUUUCACAAGUUUCCCAAAGACAAAGAUGUGAGGAAGAAGUGGGAAGUGGCUUUGAGGAGAGAAGGAUUCACUGCAAGUGAUUAUUCAGUUGUGUGCAGUCAACAUUUUAAGCAGGCUGAUUUUGACAGGACGGGUCAGAUUGUCAGACUACGUGAUGGUGUUAUUCCAUCCCUCUUCAGAUUCCCGGUUCACCUCCAAAAGGGCAGGGCUGCUUCUACCUCCAGAAGAGCUGACGAAAGCCUGUCCGUGGCCUCUAACGAUUCCCCAGAAAUGACAACCUCCCACCCACAACCUCAGCCUUAUGAUGAUCAUGGCUAUGCCUUGCCUGCUUCUCCUACCGCUGUUAAGGCCAAAGUCAAUGAACACCUGGCAAGAGUGGAAAGUCUGGCGCGAGAAAAGAAGAAUGCCAUGUCCAGAGAAAAGAGGGCAAAAACCACAGUGAAGGGUCUUUUGGGGGAUUUAAGGGAAAAUAACCUAAUUAAUGAAGAGCUCAGAGAGAAGCUUGCAUUUUACUCAGACCUUAAGACGGACUUCGUGGCAAAGCAGGGCCAUGAGUACUCACAGGACUGCAGCUGUGUGCCGUUGGAGCCUUGGUCAGAGAGGCCGUGCCAUCUUCAUUUGACAAGAACUUCCACCUUCUGACCCUGAAAAACAAUGGUGGCCUAGUGAUUCCAUCACUAGGCUCAGUGAAGGUGCUGAGAGCUGCAGAGAGUGUGAUCCGCCAAGCUUCAACAAUGCAAGCUCAAGCUCCUAAGGUGUCGACAGUCCUACACAUCGUCCGAGGGGAGAUUGGAACAGAGGAUGUAUUUCUGCUUGGGGGACACAUUGAGGAGACACAAUUUGGCAUCGACAACCACCAUUCGGACUUGUUAUCAUUGGUUGUGUCAGUGUUUCAUAAGAUAAGGCUGCACCACAUUGCCAAACACGCCUCUUGAACUUCAGAAAGGAAGCACGAGAAAGAAGCUGUGCAAAACAAUCCUCUUUCAGGGGUUUUAACCCUUACCCUGGCUGCUUUUAUUGUAUUUUGAAUUUCAGUUAGCAGUAUGUUCUUAUUUUUAAGUUGCUCCUAACUGCUUCAGUUUUGUUUCUGUUGGAAUUAUCUUGUAUUCAGUGUGUUUCAGGUCCUACAUGUUUCUAAAUGGUAUGACACCAAGUACAUGUAGGCGUCAAAAUGGUAGGUAUUUUAGUGUUGUGCAAGUUAUUGUUCCAUUGUCUACAAGAAUGGGUUAUUAGUGUUUCCCCUCUAUGCAUUUGUGAAAAAAAACAAGUUUCUGCCAAGUUCAAGGCACAUUUGCACAAUGAUCUAGUCUCAGCAGAUACCUUGACUUAGUCCGAUGACUCUGUACAUUUUACCACUGCUCCAAAAAAAUCUAGGGGAAACACUAUUACACAUUACCGAUUCAAGUCUUCAGUGCAUAAUGUUCUUGGCAAGCAACGGGAAGUUGCUCAAAAUACAUUUUAAUUAAUGUGAAGUACAUACAAUUAAAGUGUUUCUCAGUCAAGGCAAAUUAGAAGAAAAACAGACCUGGAGAAAGACAGCUUUAAUAAAAAAUGUAUGUAUGUAACAGGUUUGCAGAAUAUGCAAUUUAUAAUAAUGAGCGAACACUAAAUGACCAAUACUAUACUUCGUAGUCUGUACAUUUAAUUUAGAUGCAUUUAUGUAACCAGAAAAAAAGACAACAGGCAAUGCUGAUCAUUUGUGUGGAAAAAAAAUCUCUUCUAUUAAGCGUCCAACAUUACUUUGGUCAAUGAUUGAAUCCCUGCGAAUUCUGAGAGAUCAACGUGUAGCCUCAGUAUCUGAUUGGCUCUUCAUUGCUACACAUCAUGCUUGAUAUCAGGGAAUUUAAAUGCACUCUUUGCAACAAACAAAUUAAUUGACACUUCUGGAUUAUGUAACAUGCCUUCUCUUAGCCAAACCCCCCCGUAAGGGCUGUAAUUGUAGCUGCCAAAUAGCAAAGCAUUCAAGUUUACUUCAAACAACUGCAAUGUUGUGGUAUAAACACCAUUUUCAACAUUGCAGUAUGUUUCAUCACAAUAUUAAAUCAAUACUGUUGACUACUCAGAUUAUCGUCCAACCAUAUCUUGUGCAUUUCUAAUUAGUAUUCACUACAUUCUCAUCAAGUUACAUAUUUGCUACAAGGCUGUUCAUUUAUGUUUGAAAAAACAACCCACAAAUAAGUACCACGUUUAAUGAUUGUCUUCUUCCUCACAUUGUGCAGGAUAAUUAUCCUGGUUAUGACUAAAGUAGUAUCACAUGUAUUCACAUUCCAUAAAGAAAAUAAAAACUGAACAUAAAUGAUCGCGAUAAUCCUGGACACAAAUGAACCUGGAUCACACGACUAGGCAGUCACAGUUAUAGGUACCAGAAACAAAAAAACACAAACCGAUUGAGUGACACUACAGAAGGCUUCUCUACCGGCCUGUUAAAUUAAUUACAUUCUUUAUAAUAAUCAAGGAGAUCAUUUCUCUACCAUACUCUAGUUAUAUUGGAAUGGAAACUUAAAAUGUACUUACUAUUAGCUAGUACCAAGGCAAACGUAGUAAAUUCAACCAUUUCUCAAACAGAAUAUUUGAUACUAUUUGAUAUUUGUAACUAUUUAAUCAAAUGUUUAAUUUGUUUGAACUAAUCAGUGAUGUGGAGUAGCUACAUCACUAGAAAGAGGAACAUCUCUGGAGUAUCACUUCAACAAAGUGACAACAGUGUGUUACAAAAGGUCACUAUGAAAAGGCAUCAGCAUGUAGGAAGGCUACGUACUAUUCUGGAGUGAACAUCAGAGCCCAAAGGAGAGCUAGAACAUAUUUGGUAACUUAAACUGCACCAAGGGAACCUGAAAUACAACAGAAGAAUGAAGGCCAGAUAUAGAAAGGUGGCCAUAUUUAAUAUCCAUACAAAUAUUUUAUUUUCUUUAAAUGGCAAAGUAAAUCAGAAAAGAAGAUGAGGUCAUGGCUCCGAGUUAGGCUCAAUAUGACCAUUUCAGUCCCGACAGACUGAAGGGUUGACUGCCUGGAGAAUCAGUCUUCUGACCGGGAAAAAAAGCCCCACCAGAUCUCUGGGAAUCGGAACCUUUUCAUCCCAACCGGCCAGUAUGAUAUUAAAAUAAAAACACAGCCUGUGUUUUGUCCUUUACCUUGUAAAAACAAUCACAGAGACAAUUUUUGAAGAAAAUAUAAAUCUGUAGACUCCAUUGGACACCAUCUUUUUAAUAAAAAGGAUGGUCUCACAAACAUUACCUAUUAUUUACACUAUUUUUACUAUAACAAGUAAAAACAAUCAAUGCUGCAUGACCUCAUCAGGUAUGAGUAAAACACGAUUCCAUGUGACCAGGAGUUAAACUGGAGCUGUCCAUGAGAAAGUCUGCCAAACAAUAUCGACCAGUUCCAUUGGUUCCAUCACCAAACAAGACUUCUAUCAAUAUGUGGGAAUAAAUUUAAACUGUCCUUAAACUGGAGAUGGACUAAAGCACUUAAACAGAGCCUUGGUGAACCCCCCUCCAUACCCACACAUUGAACUUAGCAAACAUAGAUAUUUUGUACAACGGAGUACCAUGACGGAAGUUUGAGGAGUUGCCCUUAAUUUACACGUAUAGUGUAUUUGCUGUACAUUGUUUAUUUCCCUGUCGAUAUGUCUGGCCUAGUUUUCAUUAGACACAAUUUACCUGGAGUGCUUCAAACAUUGGAAGAAGUCCAUUCCAAACAGUGGAUUUAAUUUAAAGGGAAGCCAUCAAACUGCUGCUUGUGGUAACUUUGAAGGCCCUGGCUUAUCUCUUGUAGUGAUUUGGUGCAUCUGCAAACAUAUACUUAAGUCUGUAAGCUUCAGCGAGAAGUAGACCCACUUCCUCGUUACCCCAGUGGAUUGUGGGAAGGUUCUGAAGUAGCAUGAGAAGCCCCUGUGUAGAGCAAACAAUUUCAUGAAAUGACAUUGAGCAACAGACAUUAUUAUAAACAUAUUGUACUGUACAACCUUACAUAGCGUAAGGCAUACACAGGCUCAGUGCAUUAGUAUUGUUUAUUCAGCGAGCUCAUAUACAAUGAGGUUUAGCAUUGGACAACAAUGUGUACGUUACCUGAAAGUCGACCAUGGACAGGAUCUCUUUGCGCCACUCAAUGAGGAACGCAGCGCACACGUACAAGUGGAAGUUGGAGAAGCCUUCAGCCUCCGCCUGAGAAACCAAUCACAUUUUACAUGAGCCCAACUAAAUAUUGAAGCUAAAUAAAUGGCUUCUUGAUGUAAAACACACCUCAGUCCAAGAGCUGGAAGUUCUAAAAUCUCAUCAGUCCCAUUAGCCAGGCAGACCAAAUGCAAUCUCUAGAUUGUGUUGAAAUGUACCCUUUUAUCACAUGGGGCCGGUGGCGGCCUGCAUCGAGUGGCCAGAGUGUAGACAUAAAACACCUGCUGUAUGGAGGACAUUUUUAUCUCUUUUUAUGAUCCGACUCACAGAUCGCAGCGCGUGUACAAUGUUGAUUGACAGGGAGCGUAACUUAUUCCCCAACACAUUAAUAUCCCCAUAAAGAACCUCCCGUCAUUCGGACAAGCAAAACAGAUGUUGCUUUGUUUGACUGAUUUAAGCAGCCCUUUGAGUUGAGAGGUAGCCUCUUCCAAUCUAGAGAGUAUUCCUGAGGCCGUUUACGGCCUUCCUUAAGGCCUCUAUACGACCACAUUAACACAUUAAUUUGACCACACCCCUAAACCUUAGCCUGCAUAAAGAGCAAGGCAACCCAACAGAAAACAUGACACCAGCAGCUUUCUAAUAUUGCCUAACGUCAUCAUUACUAGACCUAUUUCUGAAAAUAACAUACCUAAAGUAAAUACAAUUAUGUCUCCACAACUACAAGGGCUAUAAUAUGUAAUAUAUUAAGAAUUUAUUCAUUGCAAAUAUUUCUUAUCUCAAAUGUUAUCCUUUAUAGAUAAUGAACCGCGAGUCAGAGAAACAAUAUUUCGCUUCUUCUAUUUGUCUUGUACAUGAUUUUUAAUUGACAAUAA